CGCACCGAGUGCCUGCAGCUCCGAGGACCGAAGAGGCAGGUAAAGCCGCCGAAGCGGACAGGUGGCGGGGGCCGAGAAGCUGCCGGGAGUUCGCGCCUUGCAGGACAUGACACAAGUGGCACAUCCCGGACAUGGGGUCCCAGCAUUCCGCCUCUGCUCGCCCCUCUUCCUGCAGGCGAAAGAAAGAUGACAGGGAGGAUUUUCUGGCUGAACGGGAGCAGGAAGAAGCCAUCGCUCAGUUUCCGUAUGUGGAGUUCACUGGUCGAGAUAGCAUCACCUGUCUCACGUGCCAAGGGACCGGCUACAUUCCAACAGAGCAAGUAAAUGAAUUGGUGGCUUUGAUCCCACACAGUGAUCAGAGGUUGCGCCCUCAGAGAACUAAGCAAUAUGUACUCCUGUCUGUCCUGCUGUGUCUCCUGGCAUCUGGGUUGGUGGUUUUCUUCCUCUUUCCACAUUCAGUCCUUGUGGAUGACGACGGCAUCAAAGUGGUGAAAGUCACGUUUAAUAAGCAGGACUCCCUGGUGAUCCUCGCCAUCACGGCCACCCUGAAAAUCAGGAACUCCAACUUCUACUCUGUGGCCGUGACCAGCCUGUCCACCCAGGUUCAGUACAUGAACACCGUGGUUGGGGCAUACGUGACAGCAAAUGUCUCCCUUAUUCCACCUCGGAGCGAGCACCUGGUGAAUUUUACCGUGAAGGCUGAGAUGGGAGGACCGUAUUCCUAUGUGUACUUCUUCUGCACAUUGCCGGAUAUCCUGAUUCACAACAUAGUGAUCUUCAUGCGAACUUCAGUGAAGAUUUCAUACAUUGGCCAUGUGACCCAGAGCUCCUUGGAGACCCAUCACUAUGUGGAUUGUGGAGCAAAUUCUACAGCUGUUUAGAAAGUCCUCUUGGUUCUUCCAUGGCAGCACCUGUGAGGAGAAACACGGCCUCUGUUCCCCCUGGACCUGAGUUCCAUACCUAUCCCAGGUGGUAGAAGGAGAGGAGAAAUUGGUUCUUUUUAUCCCCAGCAAACAUCCUCCUACCACUUGGGAGGAAAACUCCUCUCUCUAGCACCAUUUCUGUUUCUGAGAACCAGCAGAAUCACUGCCCAGUGCCUGGCCAUAUGCCCAGCAAAUUAAUAGGCACUCCAAGAAGGUUUGAAGAAUGUAAUUCAGAUCUUUUCAGCUGUUCUUGGGCCGUUAUAAAUUGAAAUCAUACUGUGGUUCUAGGUUAUCAGACCACAGAGUGACAUGGAGACAGGACAGUUAGUGCAGCUCCAGAACUGUCUUCGGGGCCUCAUCUGCCCAGGAGAGGCAGUGGGGAGGGAACGUUUGAAUAUAUAGUAGAAGCAAGCACAGACCGUUCAGCCUAUGAAGUUUUUUCAUGUGUUCCCAAAUGCCUAGGAACUUUGAAAAAAAAAAGCAAACUUUUUCCUGUAGAGAGUUACACUUGUUUUUACCAAGAACCUUUAUGGGCUUUGAUUUACCCUUCAUCCAUUGGCUGGAACAUGGAUUGGGGAUUUGGUAGAAAAAUAAACCCUGCUUUUGAUUCA
This is a messenger RNA of Equus quagga, 1534 nucleotides long. RefSeq names its product transmembrane protein 106C (gene TMEM106C). The transcript is spliced from 8 exons. The record is from RefSeq and is a predicted model, not a curated record. Bases 132 to 881 code for a protein of 249 amino acids. NCBI's taxonomy places the organism in Eukaryota, Metazoa, Chordata, Mammalia, Perissodactyla, Equidae.